AUGGAGACUGAAUCUGUAAGAUCAGAAUUGAGCAGCCGCUCUAGGCGGAGUUCAAGACAUAGGCAGCAUACACAUAGAAGCACAAGAAGUUCCAAGUCACAAAGAAAAGACUGUAUAGAUAGUAGUAUGGCACCUUUCCAAACCAGUGUAAAUAUAAACCCUGAGAUUGGCCGGGAUGGUCAAGAAGUAAUAGAAGUUCAGAUACUGCCCCAAGAUGAGAAUUGGGGGGAGACCACUACAGCAGUAACUGGCAAUACAUCUGAAGGGUCAGGGUCAAUGGAGGAUGUUAGCAAUUGGCCUAUGGAAUCAGAUAAUGGACUUGGAUUUGUCUGCUCUAGAUAUUUUACCGCUACAGUGGGGCUAGGGCUUUCAUUUGUUUCUUUUGUAAGCCCAUUAGCUAUGGUAGUGUUGCCAAAAAUAGGAUUUUUUCCUGGAUUAUCAGACAAUAUUGCUAUUCAGCCAAGUCAAAGGAUACAGUUAUUAUCAUGUACUGGGGAAUGUAAAGGAAUUCUUCUUUCUAUAGCAUUUAAAUUAGUUUUGUUAGCGAUUGGGGUGUGGGCAGUGUUUUUACGUCCGAGAAAUGCAGUAUUACCAAGAAUAUUUGUGUUUAGAGCUAUGAUGUUUGUUAUAUUAUCGGUGUGUACAUUUUCCUACUGGUUAUUUUAUAUUGUUCAAAUCACAGAGGCAACAAAGGCACUGGCUGUAGGUGAGGAAGCUGUUGACUACAAAUCACUUGUGUCAUAUGUAUCUAGUUUUGCUGAUACACUGCUUUUUAUACAUUAUACAGCUGUAGUUUUAAUGGAGAUUAGACACCUAGAACCAGUGUAUUAUAUAAAGAUAGUAAGAAGUCCUGACGGUGAAAGUAGGUCCUAUUCAAUUGGACAGUUAAGUAUUCAAAGAGCUGCAGUAUGGGUAUUACAGAAAUAUUACACAGAGUUCCCGAUUUACAACCCAUAUUUAGAGAAAAUACCAAUAUCAAAGUCACAGAGAAAAGCAGCUUCAAGUAUUAAGUUUUAUGAAGUAGAUUCAACUACUAACGCUUCUACUGGACAACCAAGAAGUGGGGCAGGCUCUUGUACUGGUAGUGCUGGACGUCGUAGAGAUUCGGGUUCUGCCCACAAUGAGCGCUAUUAUGAAGAGGCAGAAAGAGAAAGAAGAGUGCGCAAGAGACGUGCUCGCUUGCACACUGCAGCUGAAGAUGCCUUUGCCCAUGUGAGAAGGGUGCGGUUGUCGGCUAAUGGUGGCGCUUUAGGACCCCGUGAAGCAGCGCAGGCUGUGUUUCCAUCUCUUGCUCGUGCGCUGCAAAAGUACCUCCGAGCUACAAGACAACAACCGAGACAUUCAGCUGACUCAGUACUAGCCCACCUCGCUCGUUGUUUAUCUCAAGACGCAUCUCCGCGUGCGUUUCUCGAACCAUUUUUAGUCGAAGGACCGGUUUUGGCCGCGGAACAAGAAGCACGCACAAUGCAGCGCUGGUCGCUGAUUUCUGACGAACUGUUGGCCCGUCCUUUAGCUGAUAACAUCGAAUUUCAGCUUCGUCAAGGCGAUAUUUCUCUCAUUUGUUCCAUAAAACAGAUGCCCAAAUUUAAUUUGAGCGAGGAAGUGGUGGAUCCGAAGAGCAAUAGGUUUGUAUUAAGGCUGAAUAGCGAGACGUCCGUUUGA
Messenger RNA from Pieris macdunnoughi, 1662 nucleotides. The record is from the annotation of a GenBank genome assembly. NCBI's taxonomy places the organism in Eukaryota, Metazoa, Arthropoda, Insecta, Lepidoptera, Pieridae.